Mesocestoides corti is the source of this 423-nucleotide messenger RNA. The record is from the annotation of a GenBank genome assembly. NCBI's taxonomy places the organism in Eukaryota, Metazoa, Platyhelminthes, Cestoda, Cyclophyllidea, Mesocestoididae.
AUGUCGCGGCGUUCUCAAGUCAGGGAAGACCAGUUUGUUGGCCCAUACCGCUUGGAGAAAACUCUGGGCAAAGGGCAGACUGGUACCAGUUUAGUAAAAAUGGGUGUCCAUUGCAUUAGUGGCAGGAAAGUAGCUGUGAAGAUUGUCAAUCGGGAAAAACUCAGCGAAAAUGUUCUGCAGAAAGUUGAACGUGAAAUCGCAAUAAUGAAAUUGAUUGAACAUCCAAAUGUUCUUGGGCUAUAUGAUGUUUAUGAAAACAGGAGAUAUUUGUUUCUUAUUUUGGAACACGUGUCUGGAGGGGAGCUAUUUGAUUAUUUGGUGAAAAAAGGUCGGCUUUCAACCAAGGAAGCUCGAAGAUUCUUUAAACAAAUUAUAUCUGCCAUUGACUUUUGUCAUAGUCACUGUAUAUGGCAAGUGCUGUGA